GCGGCUUCUUCCUCUCACCCGCAUGAAUUUCCUCCGCCGUUUCAAAACCCUACUUCUCCCCUUUCCCGCCCAAGUUAGCCCUACUCGCCGUCCGACGCCGUUCCUCACUCGCAUCGACUCGUCGCUUGGCCGAGCCAUGAGUUCCGAGUCCACUCAGCGCAUCUUCCAGCUCAAGUUCGACCCCCUCACCGGCGAAUCCCAAUGGGUGGUCAUCGAAGAGACGGACGAUGCCGGCGGCGAGGAAUCGUUCGGGGGCUCAAGCGCUUCCUUCCUCGCCACGACGUCGUAUCUCGACAUGCUCAACGACUCCGCCAGGAACCGCGCCUUCCGAGAAGCCAUUGAUAAGACCGUCACAAAACCUUGCCAUGUUCUCGACAUUGGUUCUGGGACCGGAUUGCUGUCGAUGAUGGCGGCGCGAGCUAUGAGCUCCGAUGGCGGUGGUGGGACGGUGACGGCCUGUGAGUCCUAUCUUCCGAUGGCGAAGCUGAUGCGGAAAGUUCUGCACGUUAAUGGCAUGGGGAGGAAUGUUAAUUUGAUCAACAAGCGCUCCGAUGAGCUUCAAAUGGGCGUGGAUAUUCCUUCAAGAGCAGAUGUUCUCGUGAGUGAGAUUCUGGAUUCAGAAUUACUGGGAGAAGGGUUGAUUCCAUCUCUGCAACAUGCUCACGACAAUCUGCUGGUGGAAAAUCCACUGACAGUUCCAUAUCGAGCCACGACUUACGGUCAGCUGGUCGAGAGUUCAUUUAUACAAGAGCUACAUGAUCUGGGGAACAAGGAAGGGCAAGUUUUGGAUGGGAUUCAUCUCGUUCCGAACGGAUUGAGCACAAUUAUACGUCCCAAAUCGCAGCAGUACCCACUGCAUUGUGAUUCUUUAUCUGAGGAAAUAAGAUUGCUGUCAGAACCCUUCAAAAUCUUUGAAUUCGACUUCUGGAGGAGGCCUGAGAGCCAUGGAGAGGCUAAAGUGGUGGUGGAGGCAAUUGAUGAUGGUAGAGCUAAUGGCUUAGUCUCAUGGUGGGUACUUCAGCUUGAUCGCGAAGGCACAAUCUUUUACUCCACUGCACCUAAAUGGAUUGAUCUGCAACUUAACGCAAGAGCUAGCAACUGGUGUGACCACUGGAAGCAGUGCGUGUGGUUCAUUCCAGAAACUAAUGAGAUCAGACAAUGUGAUUCUUCUGUCACUGGUGAUUUUCACCUCUUGCUGCCCCCGGAAAGAGUCGCUAUUUAUGGUGACAGCAAAUGGAGGUCAGCCAUGUUACGUGCUGUACAGAAUGCUUUGAAAGGAAGAGUUCAACCACUAUGUUUGGUUGCAGAUGAUAGUUUAUUCUUGACACUAGUUGCCACUUGUCUUUCUGAAACAUCUCGAGUGAUGUCAUUGUUUCCUGGGUUGCGAGAUAUGGGUUCCCAAUAUGUCCAAGCCAUUGCCAAGGCAAACGGCAUUACUGCUGGUCGUAUUGAAGUAGUUAAAGAUAAGAGAAACAUUGAUAGGCAUGUUUCUGAUCAGAAAAAGGUUGACCUGUUAAUUGGAGAACCAUACUUUCAUGGUAACGAGGGGAUGCUUCCUUGGCAAAACUUGCGGUUUUGGAAUGAUAGAACCAUGCUAGACUCUGUUCUCUCUAAAGAUGCAGACAUUUUACCUUGUAAAGCAUUACUAAAAGCAUGUGCCAUGUCUCUCCCGGACCUCUGGAAUAGCCGUCGCUCUCUAACCACGAUUGAAGGUUUCGAGCACUCGAUUGCUAAUUCUACUUUAGGGGCAUGUGGCGAACUACCAGCGGCACACGAGGGUCCGCUUCUGCCCUUCUUCAUCUGGCAAUGUGGAGAAAUCAAGAAACUCAGCGAAGCAUUCACCAUAAUGGAGUUCGACUUCACGAAACCGAUAACUUCUUGCAACGGAAAGGCAGAGGUCAGGUUUGUGGAACCCGGAAUAUGCCAUGGAUACGUGCUGUGGAUAGAUUGGGUUAUGGAUGCAAGCAAUUCAGUGGUGAUCUCCACUGGACCUGAUGAGAGGUGGUGGAAGCAAGGCGUGAAACUGCUGGCGAAGCCGGCGAUGGUGGGAAUCGAUGGAGGGAACCCAGGUGGGUUCUGCUCUUCUGUAGUUGAAGCCGAGUUCGAUUCAUCGACUGGUGAGCUCCUCGUCAAAAAUGAGUUCUUUUGAGGCCUCUGUAGUAGUUUGCCUUGGCCCUUGUAUGCUGCUUUGUAUACAUGUAUCCUUAUUUGCUAGGUGAUAAAAUUGAUUGAUUUAUUACUUGAUUUUGAGAAAUAAACUAUAUUGUAUCUC
Molecule: messenger RNA, 2272 nt
Organism: Linum trigynum
Lineage: Eukaryota; Viridiplantae; Streptophyta; Magnoliopsida; Malpighiales; Linaceae
Source: the annotation of a GenBank genome assembly